UCCAAAUGGAAUUCAGCCUUUUUUUGGGUCUUUCGUUUUCCAGCAGAGUUCCUGUAGAACCCUAAGAAAAGAAACCCUAGGAACUAUGGAAGACGAUAAACCCUGGACAUUGAUGUGCGGUUUGGUGGCAAUGGACCACACCAACUUUUGCUAUAGGGUCUGCUCUGCAUGCGAGAGGACUCUUCCUGACACUGCCACCACCAAUUCCACGUCUUCUCUCUGCAAUUUCUGCAAUUUCAACGCUUCCAAACCCCCUUCUAAACGCCUAUUCCGUGUUCUUGUGUCUAUAGCGUCAGAUACAAAGGUGUUUGUGGUGAUAUGCUUUGAUAGGGCAGCCAGGGUGUUGUUUGGGUGCUCUGCUGAUGAGUUUUUUGAUUUUGUCAAGCUUCAUCCUUUUGCAGCUGUGACUGCUGGUAAAGUACUAGAAGGAGAGAUGUUCAGAAUGACACUAUCCAAACCAAAGAAUGGUAAUGCACAGCAUCUGCGAGUCGUAUCUGUUGUCCCUUUGCGCUCUGGUUUUCAGCCAGCAAUUGAGACUUUGAGGGAAUUGUAUGGAGUGAAAAGAGGUGGUGCUUAACCGGCUUCUUCAAUCUUGCAUGUAUCUAUGGAGCUCCAAGUACUCUCUUUCACCAGUAAGCUAUGGAUGGCCAUAUUUUUUCUGGUUCAGAUUAUUCUAUGAGAAAGAUGCUACUUUUGUAUUUGGUUCACAUUGCUCUCUAAGAGGAAUGCCGUGUUCGACUCCUUGGCUUGAAUUUCUUAAGCAUGCCAGAGGAAAGAAAAAGGGCCAACCAGUAUGCUUCAUGCCUAUGGUUCAAUGAUAAUGAGAUUUUUUCUGGUUUUUGGAUUAGGUUAUUUUCAGUGGUUGACUAGCCAAAUUGUUGGUGGCUCAAGUUGAUUCCUUCCCAUUAUGAAGAGCUUAUAUAAUGCAUUAGCUCAAUCAAGCUCCGGCUAGAUGAUAUUAUGAUCACUAGUCAUUUAUACGUGGAAUAAUGUUUAUGAACAACAUUGUCGAUGGAGGGUUUUUAGUAGGAUAGGAAGUGAGCCACGAGAGAGGGAGGUGUCAAGGAUUGAGGGGAUGGUGCUUAGCAGGAACCUCUAUCAAUGGGCUCAAGAGCUCUAAGGCCGGUUUGUAGCAUGCAUGAUCAAUCACAUUUGUAUGUAGUUAUUUGAUUCAAGCACGCUUCAACUUUUUAUUUAUUUAGUUAGUUAGUUAGCUUUGAUCUUUUUCACCAUUGUGUUAUUAGGACACAAAUGUACUAUUUUCACAUGGCUUUCUAUUUUUUUAAGUAAAGUUGUGGCUUCUAAACUGUUUGUUAGAA
Vitis riparia (riverbank grape) is the source of this 1319-nucleotide messenger RNA. RefSeq lists its product as uncharacterized. Lineage: Eukaryota; Viridiplantae; Streptophyta; Magnoliopsida; Vitales; Vitaceae. The record is from RefSeq and is a predicted model, not a curated record. The coding region runs from base 86 to 577 and encodes 163 amino acids. The transcript has 3 exons.